Molecule: messenger RNA, 942 nt
Organism: Lactuca saligna
Lineage: Eukaryota; Viridiplantae; Streptophyta; Magnoliopsida; Asterales; Asteraceae
Source: the annotation of a GenBank genome assembly
AUGAAUCAGAAUCAAGGACGUGAAUCCAUUGCAACUAAACUUGUUGCAAAUCUGAUAACAGAAGUAGGAGCAGACCGAGUUCUUGCUUGUGAUCUUCACUCUGGGCAAUCAAUGGGGCAUUUUGACAUUCCAGUUGAUCAUGUACAUGGUCAGCCUGUGAUACUUGAUUACCUUGCAAGAAAGACAAUUAAAACUGAUGAUUUAGUAGUGGUGUCACCUGAUGUUGGUGGAGUUGCUAGAGCUGGAGCUUUUGCCAAAAAAUUAUCAGAUGCACCUUUGACCAUUGUUGAUAAGCGGCGUCAUGGCUACAAUGUGGCAGAAGAGUUACCAUUCGGAUGUUAUCGUGCUGCCAAAUCCCUUGAUCCUACCACAAUGCCUACAAAUGUUGAUAAAGAUCAAGUGAAAGCAGCAAUCAAAGCUCAACAGGAUCAACAGAUCGAUAAUAAACAGGCUCUUAUGGCAGAGAUGCGUUUUUGCUCAGAUAUAGAGUUAACCGCUGAUAACGUAUUUAAGGAGUUUAUUUUGCGUGAGCUUAGUGCAGUUGUUGGUGCUAUCAUAAUCGCGUGUCUCAUGGUGGCUAACCUUGUGGGCUUUGUCAUCGGACCAUCGGGCAUAAGUUGGCUAAAAUCCGUAUUUCUUCAGACAGAAGGGGACACCAUGACUUGCCCUAGAAACUUAACCAAUGGUGUAAUGUUGUUCGGUGGGAUUUUAGUAAUCCGACUCCAUUUAUCAGGAGCCGUGAGUUUCUUUGGCAAGGACACACUGCCUUUGCAUCAAAGGAUGAGGCAGACGCUGAGAUUGGUACAUAGAGAUGUUGGCCUGAUGGCUUUUGUCUUUCACUAUAUGCUAGGUAACUUGGUUGUUUCUGCUGAUGAAACAGGUCAAGUUGGUCCUUGUGCAUCAGGUAAAGUUGAUGGAAGAAAGGAAUAUGAAGCCACUUGA